GUGCGAAGCUCGUUAGUCAUUUGCCUUCUUGUGCUAAACGGUAUGAUUUGUAUUAUCUGUGCAUGCAGGCUUUCGUGUCGCCUAUAACGUUAGCUUUCCGUUAAGCUGUAAGCAAAUAGGUCAAUCUUCAGGAGUUUUAACGUUGGUAUGGACGCAGGAUUCCAACCGUAGAGACGGAACGGACUAUUUUCUCUAGUGGAAGCAGGGUGGCAAAAGCCGAAGCGUUCCUAUGGCAACGCUAGUAAAUUGCUUGGAAUGGAGACCCAACAUCGACAGUAGCCUAAUUUACAUUUCAACAGGUGAUUGACAUGUUUCCAGUAGUGGUGGUCCAUGGAGGGGCGGGUCAUAUCCCAAAGGAGCGGUCAGAAAACUCCACUUCAGGGGUGCGCUCAGCAACCCGAGCAGGGUACACCAUCCUCCAGAGAGGGGGCAGCAGCAUGGACGCUGUGGUAGAGGCUGUGACCCAGCUGGAGAAUAACCCCUCCUUUAAUGCAGGGUGUGGGUCUGUGCUGAACAUCAAAGGAGAGGUGGAGAUGGAUGCCAUUGUGAUGGAUGGGAAAACACUGGGUAGUGGUGCCGUGUCUGCUGUACGCAACAUAGCCAACCCUAUCCAGCUAGCAAGACUGGUUAUGGACAAGACAGGUCAUGCAUGUCUGACCGCAGAGGGGGCCAAUCAGUUUGCCCGAUCCAUGGGUGUCCCUGAGGUGCCUCUAGAGUCCCUCAUCACCGACUACUCUCGCAUGCGCUGGAAAAAGAACCUGGCACCUGAUGCCAACCCUGUGGAGUGCCAAAUGGGGAAGAUGGGCACGGUUGGAGCAGUGGCAGUCGAUAGUGAGGGCAACGUAGCCUGUGCGACCUCCACUGGUGGGAUGCUGAACAAGAUGGAGGGACGGGUGGGCGACACACCCUGCAUUGGGUGUGGAGGUUAUGCUGACAACCAGGUGGGAGCAGUGUCAACUACAGGCCACGGAGAAGCCAUCAUGAAGGUUGUUCUAGCCAGACUCAUCCUGUUCCACAUGGAGCAAGGUCAGUCAGUAGAGGCUGCCAGUGAUUUAGCUCUGGCCUACAUGAAGUCCAGAGUAGGUGGGCUGGGUGGGGUGGUGACAGUGGACCCUCAGGGCCAAUGGGCCGCUCGCUUCUCCAGUCUGCAGAUGGCCUGGGCUGCAGCCCAGAAAGAUACCCUGCACUAUGGUCUGUACACUGGGGAACACUUCACCCAGAGCAUCGAUGACCCACUCUGAUAUAACCCAAAUAGGUUCCAUAUUUGUAAGCUUAGAUUUUGCACUGAAUCAAGAAUAGUAAUACUACUUGAUACUCAUACAAAUAUUGCUAAAUACAAUUUAAGGUGUUCUGAUGGUUAAACAUUUUAGUAUUGAUUAAUAUUAAUAUUUUUGUAAUUGUAUUGAUUGUGUUAUAGAACUUAGUGAAGAAAACAUACAGACAGGCUCAACUGAUUAGUUAGCCCCCAUCAUGAAAUCAGAGGGUGUUCACCAGGUGCAUGGCGGCAGCCCUUGCACCUCUGCAGUCUUCAGGGCAUGACGAUCCUGCCGUACCUGGAAGGCCAAGCUGGGCUUAAAGGUAAACCUAGACAAAAGUUGCCUAAACCCCUCUCAGACCACAACUUUCAUUGGUGUGGCCUUAGACACGACAACCAUGAGGGCCCGUCUGUCCCCUCUCCAUGUGGAAAAUAUUAUCCACUUACUUGCCCUCUUCCAAAUGGGGGGAUUAUUGCCCUACGUCAUGUUCCUGGAUCUCUUGGGCAACAUCAGUGUCGACAGUUGUCCCUGCAGAGGUGGCUGAACAGCUUCCACGUGGACGCCAAGUGGCACAGACACCGGAAGCUCAGGGUUUCACAGCAGUGCUUUCUCGGCCUGGCUACAUGGAGGGGCAUCCCUAUGGACUCUGCCCCAUCCAGAUAAGAGAUUGACACCACCGAUGCAUGCCUUCAGGGUGGGGCUCAGUGUGGCAGAGUAGGACAGUUCAAGGACAUUGCUCUGUGCACGACCGCACCAAACACAUCCAUGUUCUGGAGCUGCAAGUGGGGCACCAAGUUCUCAAGCACUUACUGCUGUACCUGAGAGGAAGUCAUGUGCUUGUACGGUCAGACAACAUUUUCGACCAUCUUCCAUAUCAACCACCAGGGUGGCACCAAUUACGCACGGCUGCUGCAGGUGUCCCAGGACCUCCUGACGUGGGCAGCUCCCCGUCUGCCCAACCUGCGAGCAAUGUAUCUACUGGGAGACCAAAACCAGGUGGCAGACUUCCACUCCCGUCACAAGCCAAUUCCAGGGGAGUGACGCCUCCAUUCAGAGGUGGUGCGUGCAAUCUGGAACCUCUUUGGCAGAGCGGAGGUGGAAUUCUUUACCUCAGAGACAUCGACCAACUGCCCCCUUUGGUUCUCCCUGACAGAUAUGACCAGCCCUCUAGGCCAGGAUGCGCUGGCUCACCCUUGGUCCGAGGGUCUGCUGUAUGCCUUUCCACCGCUUCCGCUGAUUUGGCUGACACUUAGAGAGUCAUUCCGAAGGGUCACAGGAUGUCACUGGUGGCCCCCCUUCUGGUCAGCCAGGACAUGGUUCUCUCUGAUCCACAGACUUUGUUGCAGCGUGCCGUAGCGCCUCCCAGACAGGAAAAACCUACUGCCUAAACUGAGAGGUCGGAUCUGGCAUCCCAACCCUCAGCGCCUCCACCUGUGGGUUUGGCCCGAACAGCUGCUGAGCAGCUGCAUAGACCCUGUCAAGCAGACCAUCAUGAACGCCAGAGCGCUGUCCACCCGCAUCCAGUAUGACAACAGGUGGAAGCUAUUCGGUCAUUGGUGUACAGGCCCGAGUGAGAACCCAGUACACCGUGCCUACCAUCCUGGAGUUCAUGCAGUCCCUCUUGGAUGACAGCACGUCUCCCUCUAUCCUGAAAGUGUAUGUUGCGGCAAUAUAACGUUGACAUGCUAAGGUUGACAGUGGUACAGUGAGAAGUCAUAAUCUGAUGUCUCUCUUCCUGACAGACAAGGGAGGGAACAAACCAGAAAUUGUGGGCCCAGUACAGGCCCUGGGAGCCUAUAUUGCAGCUACCACGGGCAUUCGGCGUUCAGAACAGCUGUUCCUCUGCUAUGAUGGCCCGAAUUAAGGUUGUGCUUUCUUGGAGAGAGCUCCCACUGGGUUGUGGAUGGCAUUAGCCAUGCAUAUGGGAUGAGUAACCAUCCCCUGCUCUCUGGCAUGAGGUGCCACUCUACUAGGAGUGUUUCCACAUCAUGGUCUUCCCUGAGAGAUGUAUCCCCUGGAGAACAUUUGUGCAGCUGCAUCAUGAGCAUCACUGGGCACAUUCUCCAGGUUCAAUAGGGUCAAUCUUGCCAUUACCCAUCUACUGGGGGUGGUCCUCCUUCCACGGUCCCCUUAAUCUCCUCAAUGAGGUGGGUAUUCAGGAUUCCUCGUGACUCUGCUGGUAUAAGUCAUUCAGUGCUUUAAACACCGCCUCUGGUGGUCAACAGGGAUGAAAUGGAACGAAAGUUAUGAAUGUAACUAUGGUCUGUGAACCCCGAAUGACCCGCAGAGCGCUCUAUCACUCAGAAUUCUUGUGAUCUUGUGAGAGGAUUCUGUAGGAACAGUUCCCCUGAUUACACCAGAAGAUAUAGCCUCUCCGUGAACCAUCACCUUAUCGUGGUGGAGACGUUUGUGUGUCUCUGUGAA
Molecule: messenger RNA, 3680 nt
Organism: Perca flavescens (yellow perch)
Lineage: Eukaryota; Metazoa; Chordata; Actinopteri; Perciformes; Percidae
Gene: asrgl1
Product: asparaginase and isoaspartyl peptidase 1
Exons: 8
Coding region: 309-1241 (310 amino acids)
Cellular component (GO): cytoplasm
Molecular function (GO): asparaginase activity
Source: RefSeq, a predicted model, not a curated record